Salvelinus namaycush (lake trout) is the source of this 1551-nucleotide messenger RNA. Its product is annotated as ankyrin repeat domain-containing protein 33B-like. NCBI's taxonomy places the organism in Eukaryota, Metazoa, Chordata, Actinopteri, Salmoniformes, Salmonidae. Bases 1 to 1551 code for a protein of 516 amino acids. The transcript is spliced from 4 exons. The record is from RefSeq and is a predicted model, not a curated record. Gene Ontology annotation, molecular function: protein binding.
AUGGUGCUGAUCAUAGAGGACCCAGGUGGAGGUGGAGGGACCUUGUUAAAUGUUCAGCAGAAUGGGAUCUCUGGAGGUCAGGCCAGGAUUGUCAGGGGUCCCAAAGAUGAGGAGUCGUCAAUAUUGUCGGAGACGGUCGCAGGCGAUGAAAAUGAGGAUCCUAAUGAGGGAGACAAUGAGGAAAGCAACUAUUACGACGAUGACGACGAUGAUGUCUAUCAGGAAUUUGAAGAGUUUGACUUUGACACAUUGCCAGAUCUGCCAAAGGAUACCAAGAGUAUUGACUCUGAUAACUCCUUCUAUCCACCCGAUGACUCUCUCAAAUACAGGACUCCCAGCCCAAACACACCCGAACCUCUGUCCUUCUUCAAGGCCUGCUCCAAUAACAAUUCCAUCAUAGUGAAGAUUAUGAUAAGGCAAGGGGUGACAAAGGAGGAAGUGAUUGAAACAGACAAGAACAACAGAAAUGGGCUGAUAGUAGCCUGUUACAUGGGCUGGGUGGAUGUGGUCAUAGCGCUUUCUCAGUGUCCUCAUAUCGAUGUCAACUGGCAAGACAACGAGGGGAAUACAGCCCUCAUGACAGCUGCUCAAGCAGGCCACAUUAUGAUAUCCAGCUACUUGAUCAACUACUUCCCCAACCUGGACCUAGAGCGUAGGAACUGCCAUGGAUUCACCGCUUUGAUGAAGGCAGCCAUGCAAGGGAGGGCAGACGUUGUUCGUUUGCUCAUGAUGUCAGGAGCGGACGUGGAGGCGAGGGACUACAGCCGCAAGAUGACCUCCAGGGAGUGGGCUUUGUUCACAUGUCGCUAUGAGACGGCCUAUCUGAUGAUGCGUCUGAUGGCCCAGCCAUGCGCCCAGCAGUUCUGUGACUCCUACAAGCUGGAAUGGCCCAUGCUGCAGGAGCUAGUGGCCCAACGCCAGGAGUCCAAGAGCUGCUGGCAGAAGGUGGCAGACAAGGUCUGCUGCAGGUUCUCUCUCCGCAUGAAGACGGACCCCGUGGACGACGGUGUGAUGGACCACAUGGUACGCAUCACUACCGCCCUGUCCAGCCCAUUGAUCGCCACCGCAUGCCACACCGUGGCCCCGAGAAGCCCCCCCUGCAUCGGGAAGCGGCGCUAUGCCGUGCCAGAGAUCCUCAGGAAGCAGCGAGUGGACGAACUGAAGUGCCUGGGCCCCGAGCACUUCAACAACAAUAAGAAGCUGUUCAAUAACUCCCGGGUGCAGUUGGUUCCUAAGAAGAGAGACCGGAGGGCCAGCCUGCAGACCCAAAUGUUGCAAGAGGUUGCGGUGGCUGGUACUUCGGUCCUGAGGCGCACCAGCUUGCUGCCCCUGAACAUGAUGAGGAGGAGCAGUGUCAGGCCAGGCAUUGUGGUCCCCAAGGUGAGGCUGUGCAAGGUCCCCUCCUGGCCAAACCCUGAGAAGAGAAAAAAGAGCAAGGACCCCGAGCUCCUCCAGCUACCCAAGUGGAGGUACAAAGAGGCCAAGGAGGAGAGGAGGAGGCAAGAGGAGGAGGGGAAGAAGAGACGUUUACCCACAGUGAGGAUGCACUGA